This is a messenger RNA of Penicillium brevicompactum, 513 nucleotides long. RefSeq lists its product as uncharacterized. Bases 1 to 513 code for a protein of 170 amino acids. The record is from RefSeq and is a predicted model, not a curated record. NCBI's taxonomy places the organism in Eukaryota, Fungi, Ascomycota, Eurotiomycetes, Eurotiales, Aspergillaceae. The transcript has a single exon.
AUGAGCUUGCAUGGACUUGGCGUGAUUGGGGCCCAGGUGGCCGCAUCCAUCAAAGGCAAUGACGAAAGAAACCCCGCAGCUCACAAGAUCGCUUCCCCUCGAUGCUCCAUUACUUCUUCACCGGGUGCACACAGCACGGAAUUUGAUCCUUCAGUCGGCGCCAAACCAUGCUCACCGUUUUAUCGCCAUGGAAGCCCGACAAUCUCAUUCGAGCAACUUACAUACGAAACAAAGCACAACGACCGAAACCCAAGUCAUCUGCGAGACCAAGAGAAUGCUGGACCAUACUCUGUCUACCGGAAUGAAAGCCCUCGACGAUCCAAAUUGUGGGAAGAAGAGAAUAAACCACGGAGCUGGCUGCAAUCGUUGACCAAGAAGCAACGAAUGGCCCUGAAGGCAGUUGUGGCAGUGGUCACCGUGGGGACAAUGAUUGCGAUCGCGCUGGGAAUCACUGCUGCGGUAGGAGGUGCAGGCUGGAAGUCCAGUGCGACGAAAAGUGCGCAGGGAGAUUGA